UGGUUUGGGCAUUUCGUCACCAAUUCCCCGCGUUACUGAAACACUCAGCCCUAUUUGGCGGGAUUGAACCAGGAAGAAGCCUUUGUCCAGACACAAGCCCUUCCAUUACUUGCUCGACAUCAUGGAGUUUUCCAGCAGAAGGAGGAAGUUUGCCACGACUCCUCAGAUGGAGCUCUAUGGACUUCCUCUGCAGUUUUAUGGACAACCACCACUCGAGAACAUCUCUCUCGCAGAAUUUGAAACAUUCGCGGUGGAGAGAUUGAAAUUGUUGAAGACCGUUGAGAAUUUGGGCGUGAGCUAUGUGAAAUUGUCUGAGCAGUACAUCAAGAAGUUGGAUUUUGAGUUUAAAAACUUGAAUUUUCCUUACAGAGUAGACGCUGAUGACAGAAAACCUCAGUGUGGGCCAAGUGAAUAUGAGAAACGAAGAAAGGACCACAUCUCCCACUUCAUUUUGAGACUCGCCUAUUGUCAGACGGAGGAUCUCCGAAGGUGGUUCAUACAGCAGGAAGUGGAUCUAUUGCGCUACCGCUUUAAUGACCUACAUCCCAAACUGAAGCUGGAGUUUCUUCACAAAAAUAAUCUGGAAUAUGAUGCGAUUUCUAUUGAAGAGAAGCAAGUGCUGCAAGAUAAACUCAUCGACUCCAGCUACGGCGUUAGUGGAAUCACUGUGGAGGAUCAAGAUUUCUACAAAGUUCCUUUCCAAGAUGCUUUGGAUCUAGUACGAACAAGGAAAGUCUACCUCAAAGCGGGCUAUGUGUACAUCCCUCACCAGGACGUUGUCACCAUUGUGCUCAACGAUUUUCGCACAAGGUUGUCGAAAGCUCUCGCGUUGACGGCGCGUUCGCUACCGGCGGUGCAUUCUGAUGAACGGCUCCAGCCGCUCCUUACCCACCUCAGCCACUCCUAUUUGGGACAGGACUACAGCAUCCAGAAGAAUGUUGGUAAAAUCUCCUUGGAACAAAUCGAUUCAUUGUCAGGCAAAUCCUUCCCUCUGUGCAUGAGGCAGCUCCAUCAGUCCUUAAGAGAGAACCAUCAUCUCCGGCACGGCGGCCGCAUGCAGUACGGUCUCUUCCUCAAGGGCAUCGGCCUCUCCCUGGAACAGGCGCUGCAGUUCUGGAGGUCGGAAUUUACCAGAGGCAAAGUGGACGCAGACAAGUUUGAUAAAGCGUACGCUUACAACAUCCGCCACAUGUUUGGCAAAGAAGGCAAGAGGACGGACUACACCCCCUAUAGCUGCAUGAAAGUGAUUUUGUCAAACCCGCCAAGCCAAGGCGACCAUCAUGGGUGUCCGUUUCGUCACAGUGACUCGGAGCUGCUGAAGCAGAAACUUCAGUUCUACAAAGUGUCCCCAAGCGGUAUCAGUCAGAUAAUGGACCUGGUCAAAGGGAUGCACUACCAACUGGCUUGCCAAAAGUACUUUGAGCUGACUCACAAUGUCGAGGAUGCGAAUUUCUCCCUCAAUCACCCCAACCAGUACUUUGUGGAGAGCCAGAAGAUUUUAGGAGGCGGCAAAGAUGCCAAACGCGAGAUGGUGGACACCCCGCAGAGGUCACAGGGAAACUCUGCAUUUAAAAACUCCCCUGCACCUCGAGAGAAGGCAGCAGCUCCAGCCAACACAAAUGCAUCGCAGGAUUCGGCCGAGAUGUCAGAAGAUCUGGACUCGUACUUUGAAGAAGUCUGAUUUUUUUUUCUUCUUUUCCCGCGUGUAGUAAAUAAGUCUUGUUUUUCUUCAUAGGACUGAGAGGUUUUUUUU
Messenger RNA from Hippocampus comes (tiger tail seahorse), 1753 nucleotides. It is a transcript of the gene prim2, whose product is annotated as DNA primase subunit 2. Gene Ontology annotation, cellular component: alpha DNA polymerase:primase complex. The record is from RefSeq and is a predicted model, not a curated record. The transcript is spliced from 14 exons. Gene Ontology annotation, biological process: DNA replication initiation; DNA replication, synthesis of primer. Lineage: Eukaryota; Metazoa; Chordata; Actinopteri; Syngnathiformes; Syngnathidae. Bases 122 to 1681 code for a protein of 519 amino acids.